AUGUUCCCAAAUAUUAUUCAAUAAGAUCGAAGGUCUUCGAUUAUGGAUGAGCAAUUAUUAAUCUAUAAUAAGAAUAUCCAUCAUACGCCUGAAUAAACCAGUCGUAGAAUUCAAAAGAGGCAAUCUUCGAAAAUUGGAUCUCAAUCUUAAAUUACUAGAAAUCAACGAUCAAAAUUAUAGAUUGACAAUCAUAGUUAAUCAAGGAAAGCAACCCUUUAAAGUUAGAAGAAUCGACAGAAUAACUUAUAUUAAGAAUAUUAGGACUUAUUCCUAACAGAAUCUUCAGAUAGCAAUUCCUCCUAAGAUGAGGUGUCCAAAAAAAGCAAGGUUUAAUAGAAAGGACCAGCAUCUAUAAUAAACUAUGACAAAGUGAUAGAUGAACAGAUGGAAUUCAUACAUAAAACUUUGCAUUAGUAGCUAUCAUCGAUCAGGUAUUGACCUGUAAUAUUUAGUAAAUAAAAAGCAACCUCAUUUCUAAAGAGCAGUUAGAAUAGCCAAAUGAAAUAGACUAUGAAGAGUAUGAAAAGCUUCAAAUAAUUGUCAUCGUAUUCUAAAAAAAGCAGUUUUUAAAGUAAACUAAAUUUUUCAACCAAAUUUAACAGGGAAAGAUCUAUCUCUACAUCAAAGAAUGUUAAUUCUGAUGCAUAAGAGUUGAAAAGCCUUGUAAAAAUAUUGGAUUAAGCAGGAAUACCUGAAUAGGAAUAAGGCUAAUAUAAAUAAAUAAUUGAGGAACUCGAAAAAUAAUGUGCAGAAAUAGUACCUACUGGAAGAAAUAGGAUAAAGUAGAAAGUCAGAAAAACCUUUGUGCAUUUAUUUAAUCAAUAUUAUAAAGAUGAUAAUUAAUUGAGAGGAGUAGAUGGAGAUCAAAUGAGUGUCUGCUCUGUUGUCUAGAAUGAAUCCCUUUUCUUUGGAAACUAAAAACACGACCCUUACAAUAUGUAAAAUAGCCCCUCAAAUAUCAAUAUGACAUCAAUACUCGAUAAUGUAUUUACAAAAACCUAAAAUCAUGGACUUAUGAGUGACAGAAUGAAACUCCUGAUUGAUAAUUUUAAAUUGGAAAUAAGCAGUGAUGACUCCAAUGUUAAUGCUUAAUCCGAAUAAUCAUCUGAAAUAGAGGUUGAUGAGGAGGAGGAAUAUCUGGAAAGACAAUUUACCUAAACUAUCAGAGACCCUACAUAGUAAUAGGACCAUUAAAUUCUUAAAUACGAAAGAAAAUAUAAGCGAGAUCCAAUAUAUGAUCCUUAUCCUCUCAUUUGGCAAAGCAAGGAAGACUACAAAUGGAUUGUUAAAGAUUAUCAACUAUAUUGGGAUAAUUAUCCUCUAGUCUGGCUCAGAAAGACUAUAGUGUUCAUCAUCAGGAUCAUAGCUAACACUGCCUAUAAAAUAAUAAAUCAUCGUAUAUUUACUAUACUAGUACUAAUCUCUAUCGUAUUCAAUAUCAUGGUAUUUAUAGAAAGUUAAAAUGACAAUUUAUCUAUUGAUGUUAAGGCCAGCCUUCGAUAAUAAAAAUAAAGUAAUUUGAAUACAUUAUAUAGUUAUACUAUUCUUUUUUAUUGGUGAAAACAUUCUCAAAUUAAUUGGUUAAGGCAUGAUAGAUUUCUUUUGGGAUUUACAGAAUGUUUUUGACAUAAUCAUUCUCAUUCUCUUUUCCUUCCAUUAUUACUACCCCACUUUUAUGAUCAUUGAUUUUUCAACUGCAAGAUUGCUGAAAAUUUUAUCAGUUAUUAGUGUAUUCAGCAAGAGAUUACAAAUUAUGCUUCUUGCCUUAAAGCACUCUUUAAGAUUUUUAUUGGAAGCUCUCAUCAUUGUAAUUAUAUUUUCAUACUUCUUUGCUUUAUUUGGAAUGCAUCUAUUUUAAGGAUUGUUCCUAAAUAAAUGUUAUUAUGCUGAAUCUGGUAUUUCAACAAACUACUUAUGUGGAUAUAAUCUGGAAUGUGAAGAUUCCUCUAUGAUAUGCUGCAAAUCAUUAACUAAUCCAAAUGUCCCUACCAAUUUUGAUGAUAUCUUUUAUUCCUAUGAAGAAGUUGUAAGAUUGAUGAUAUUCAAUGAAUGGACAGAACCCAUCUAUUUAGCCAUGCUCACUUUCCAUGAUAUUGCCAUAAUAUACUUUAUUUUUCUUAUUUUUAUCAUUGGUAUUUUUGGAGCAAAUUUGAUCAUAGCAGUUCUAAAAAUCUAUUAUUCUCAAACACUAUUGAAAUACCAGCAUGAAGAUAUUUAGAAAUUAUCUGCAAGUACUGAAAUUAUUUUGAAUUUCAGAAUUAUUAAAAAUUACUCAAUAGAUUGUGAUUGGAAGGCCAAUUCAUCGAAGGAUUUGGUAAGAAAGAAACCUCGUGAUGUUGAUGAAUAAACUACCUAUGCUAAAACAAUCCUUUAAAACAAUAAUCAGAAAGUUAUAAAUUAUAAAUAUAAAUAUUUAUCCGCAAGGCAAACAAAAGAAUAGGAGGAAAUCAAACAAAGGAAAAGAGGUAUUAAAUCAAAUAAUAGUAAAUUCGAAAAUUUAUUAUAUCAUUUUAAAUUAGAAAAGCUUUUAAUAUUUGAAUAGAACAAGGAAUAGUUCAUGUAAAAACUGUAUUAAAAUGAUGCAUUCGAUAAAGAUUAUUUAAAAUUGUUUUACAUUCAGACCAUCAAAAAAGUGCCUUUGUAUUCUUGGAGAAUUGUUAUUAAUAAAUUCUUUUAAUAUAGUAGCACUUCAGAGGGGGACAUAUUUAGUUUUAAACUCAAAAAUGAGUAAUAAUAAAAGAAGAGGGAAAGAGAAUUUGAGUUCAUUAGAAAAUCUGUCCUAAAUCAUUGUUACAAAUUAAAAAAAUCAGAUUAUUCCUUUGCUAAAUUAGAUUUUAAGAAUUCAUAUUAUUUCAAUCGAUCCCAUGGCCAUUUACCAAUAAAAUAGAAAUCAAAAUAGAAAUAGCUAUAAAAUGUUGAAAAAAGCUAGAGAGUCGAAAAUGCACUGAAAAUUGAAAAUAAUUACAACAAUCAUUAAAUUAUCAAGAUUAUACCAAAUAACUAAAUGAGUAAUAAAAAAACAGCUUACGUUGAUAAGACCUUUGAUUCUGAAAUCAUAUAGCAAAUGAUCAAUAGAUAAAUACCUGAAAAUCAGGUUGAAGUAUAGGAUUUUGAAGAACUGUUUGUUAGAUACAGAUUGGAAGAGUGUAAAUAAGGCGUUGUUUAUAAAAACAAUUGGUCAGGAAAUUGCGUGUUACAAUCCAAAUAGAGGUUGUAUUCAACGAUUAGAAUAUUUCGUUAACUUAAUAAUAUUGAUAUUUAUUAAUGGAAAACACCUAGUCUCUUAUGUAUAUUGAGUUUAAUAUCAAAAAAUUUAAAUUUGAUGUUAAGAAACAGAUCUGCUCAAAUAUUUUUUGAUUUAAUAGUCUUGAUCAAUAUUAUUUUACUAAGUAUGAUAGGUUAUGUAGAUUAAAAUAUCAUCAGAUAACUUAAUGAUUAUUUUGUCUUUAUCCUACUUGGCGAAUUAUUUCUAAAACUUGUAUUUUAAGGCAUUAAGAGAUUUUGCUCGAGGGCCAACAAUUUUGUUGAUACUUUCAUUUUAACAUGCUCUAUAAUUCAAUCAGUUUAUGUGAAUAAAAACUCUGGUAACGGGAACAUCUAUCUUGAUUUAUUAAAUUCAAGUUAAGCUCUUCUAAUAUAUCGAAUAAUCAAAUAUAAUAGUUUCGCGUUAAAGAUAGCAAAUAUUACAAAAAAAUCUCUUCCUUCCUUUCUCAAUUUAAUAUUAUUGAUGAUAACUUUAAUUUUCUGUUUUGCUUUUAUAGGGAUGAAUUUAUAUAAAGAUAAGUUCCCAACAAAUACAGACUUUGGCUUACAAUAGUCAUUUGAUGACCUUGCAGCUGCCUUCUUAACUGUUUUUGUAAGAGCUGCAAAUGAAGAUUGGUUUGGUAUGGUAAUGUUAGGAUCACAAUAUAGUAGUAAAAUUGGGACUACAUUCUUUAGUGUAAUAUCUGUGUAUGUGUUAAAUCUAAUGACAAUAGGAUUCAUAUUGGCUAUUGUUUUAGAUUCAUUCUCUUCUUAUGAGAGUGAGGAUGAGACUGAAUCAGGAGUGGAAAGAGAACAUUCAUAGUUCUCAAUUUUAGAAGGAAAUGAUAACACUAAUGAAAUGACUUUAAGUAGUGAUGAUGUCAUUUCCCCUAACGAUCUUACUGAAAAGAAUACAAAUGGGAAUGACUAAUAUUAAGAUACAAAACAAGAUGAAGAAAAAUAAAUCGGAAAGAACAAUAAUUUUUUUGAUUUGUCUGCAAGAAUUGAAUUAUUAUUGGGAUAACUAUUUGCUAAAUUUCAAUUUUUUACAAAUAAUGAGAGUGAGAAUUCCUUAUAUAUUUUUAGUCAAAAAAACAAAUUUAGAAAGUUAUGUUAUAGGUGUAUCAAUUAUUAGUUAUACAUCAAUUUAAUUUAAGUUACUUUCUUUAUUGCACUUAUGAAUAUGUGUCUCUAUACUUAUUUUGAUUAUGAAAAUAAAAUCCAGAAAGAUUUAAUUGUUUAAAUAUCAAAUUAUGUGGAAUUGGUUACAAAUAUAUUAUUAUUGAUUGAUUCAGCCUUAAAGAUCAUCUCAUUAGGAUUUAUGAAAGAUAAAGGAAGUUUUACAAGUGAGUUUUGGAGAUUCAUAGAUUUUGUUUAUUAAUUAUGCUAUAUCUCCAACUUUAUUGUGAAAUAUGAUGCAUUUCUAUAUUUGAAGGCUUUAAAGUACGCAAGACCUUUUCGUUUCCUUUAUCUAUUUGAAUAACUCAAAUAUAUCAACAGUGCCAUAUCAAAGUCCAUUGUUGACUUGAUGAACAUUUUAUUUGUUUAAAUAAUGGUAUGGCUUAUAUUUGCAAUCUUUGGUGUCAUGCUUUACAGAGACAAAAUGAGUUACUGUUAGCACCCUUUGAAUUUUGGAAUCAACAAAUAAGAAUGCAUAGAGCUAGGGGAAGAAUGGGUAAAUAAUCUGUACAAUUUCGAUAAUAUGGGAAAUGCUAUGUUGGCUUUAUAUAGAAUGACAGCUUGCGAUGAUUGGGUAUAUAUUAUGCAAAUAUGUUUGAAUUCGAGAUCGGAGGAUCAAGGGCCUAUUCUAUAUGGAAAUAGAUGGGUAACCUUGGUCUACUUUAUGUUAUUUAUCUUAGUUGGAGUGCUCUUCUUUCUUGGCUUUUUUGCAGGUAUUUUAUUCAUCAAUUUUCAAACUUAUAAGACAAAGUUGCAAAAAUAGAUAUUAACAAAUGAUCAAUAAUUGUUUGCCAAUAUUACUGAGAUCAUUUAGAAAGAAGUGCCAAAUUAUUCAGAUCCUCCAAAAUCAUUUAUUAGAAAACUAGCUUCUAAUAUAAUAAAAUAGACUCUAUAUGAAAGAUUGAUUUUAUUGACGAUAUUUAUCAAUACUGGUAUUUAAGAGAUCAUUAUUAUUUCUAGGAAUUUUAACAUUCUUUUACGAUGAUGCAUCGUUAGACUUAUUGUAACUUUUAGAAUACAUUUAUCACGCUCUCAGUUGUUGUCUAAUUCUGGAUACAUGUUUGAAAAUAUUGGCAUUUGGUAUUAGAAGAUAUUGGGGAUACAUUUGGAGGGAAAUUGAAUUUAUCUUAGGCUUUAUUGCUCUGGUAGAUUUGAUUCUAUUCCUUACAAUUGAUUGGAGUUCGUACUACUUUAAAUCCACAAUCAAUGAUCAAUACUUCCUAAUUCUCAGAUUAGCAUUUGCCUGUAGGAAUCUAAGAACUCUACUAAUCAUUCAAUAAUUCAAAGGGUUGACAAGAUUGCUAAGAAUUCUGAAUUUUUCUGCUUCAUUUCUAUUGCAGAUAUUGUGCUUCUUCUUUUCAAUACUUUUGUUUUAUGGAUUUAUUGGAUGUGAGUAUUUCGGUAUGAUUGAAAAGGGAGCAUAUGUAACAGAUUACAUGAACUUCACUAAUAUUGGCAAGGCAUUGUUGAUCUUAUUCAAGAUUUGCACUAAAAACAAUUGGAUUAGAAUUAUGAUAGAUGUUUCAGAACGCAAUUAGUAUUGUACACCUGAAACACCUAGCGAUUGUGGAGUGAAAUGGAUUUAUGCUAAUAUAUACUUUUACACAUUUGUACUUAUAUCCAACUUUGUUGCAUUCAAUCUAUUUAUUACAGCUUUAGUAGAUCAAUUUGAAAGUAUCAACAUAUUUAAUUGUAGAAUUCUUUAAUUCCUAGAAUAGUGUCUUAUAAACCUAUAUAGAGAAUAUUGAUCCCUUUAGAACCACCUGGUGUAAAUAUUCAACAGAAACUAAAGGAGCCUAAAUGCAUUCUAAACAUUUGGCGCAUUUUCUUUUAGAAUUGGGGCUUCCUUUAGGUUCAGCUCCAGGUGAUAAUAUUUGGGAUGCUGCCAAAAGUGCAUCCAACUUUAAAAUCAAGGCUGAUUAAAAUGGCUAUAUCCAUUUUUAAGAAGUACUCUACGAGACUAUUCGAUAUGUUUAUAGAGAUUAGAUCUUCAAGACUGGCCACUCUGAAGGCAUUAAAUUGAUGAAAUAAAUCGAUAAAGAUACACGUUUCAGAUUACAUUUCAAAAGACUUGUAAUUUAUAUAUAAUAUUUAGGAUAUUUUGGAUAGAAGAUAUCCAAUCUAUGAAAUGAUGCACCUCAAAGGCAAUUUUAAUAUUCUAUAGGAAUAUCUAUUUCUAUUAAUGAUCUUUAGAACUUUUAAAUCCUAUUCAUCUAAGACUAUCGGAAGAAUCUAAGAGGCUAUAAUCUCACGUGAUAAUUCCAAUCACCCUAAGGAAUUUAUCUAAAAUAGUUCUCAAAGCGAAAUAGAUGAGGACACGUUGAACGAUAACAAAAUAAUUUAAUCAUAACAUCAAAUAUCAUUAGACAGUCAGGAUGUAGAAACCUUCUAAGUCUAGGUUUCCAAGUAUAUUGAAUCACAUAAAGCUAAUAAGAAAUUAAAGUUUCUAGAUCAAAACUGCAAUGAUAAUUCAGAAGGUAGAAUUAUUUUUCUACCUGAUUCAUAAAAGUAGGGAGGAAUUCAAAUGGGUCGAGCGAAACAUAAAUCGACAAUUAAGAAAAAGCAAGAAUACAAUUUUGUUGAUUUUGAAGCCAUUGAGCAAAAAUAGUUGCAUAACCCUAUGCUAGACUCUUCUCAUCUGAAUGAAUACAGUAAGGGGGCCAUGACAGACUCACUCAUAAAUGAAGAGUACAACAUUAAUUAAAUUAAUUAUUCUAAUAUAUCACCUCAUAAAGACAAAUUUAGUCUUAAUAAUUCAAUGAAUGAAAGUGUAGGAACUGAAAAUCAUAAUUUUUUUUAUGGGAAACCAAAAAUGAAAUAUUGUUAAAACGUUGCCAAUUGA
Molecule: messenger RNA, 7264 nt
Organism: Paramecium octaurelia
Lineage: Eukaryota; Ciliophora; Oligohymenophorea; Peniculida; Parameciidae
Source: the annotation of a GenBank genome assembly